GUAUUGCGCAGGAUGUCGUCUGAACUACAGACAUUAACCAGACCCUCGUUUGGUGACUGGAGUGACGUUAUGCUAGCUAAUUGCUAACUAUUUGGAUUUCAGGAAAACAGAUAAAAAAGGAUAACAUCAUUUUGGGAUGCUAAUCAGCCGUGAGUCGUAAUAACCUAUGUUUCGUGUACUUACCUGCCGGCCCGUCAUAAGGUUGACCGGGCUUAAACUUGUUGGAUGAUUCUCCUGAAUUAGUAGCUAAAGGGCCCUGAGUCCGCGGUGCUUGGGUGAACGACAACCGGGGAUCACCGCCUUCUGAGAGAGGGAGCAUCGAGCUACAGGCUAGCUAGUAAUACGAGGUUUGAGUUAUUAUCAAGAUUGGCUGCACAGAAACUUCUCCUGAACAUGUCACACACCGGACCCCCUCCUCGAUGGCGGAAUUGUCCCAGAAGAGGACAACCUGUGGCAGGUAAAUUCCUGCCAAUGAAAACGAUGUUGGGACCCAGAUAUGAUGACCAAGUUGCAGAGGAGAACAGGUUUCACCCGAGCAUGCUGUCUAACUAUUUAAAAAGUCUAAAGGUGAAAAUGGGUUUGCUUGUGGAUUUGACGAACACUACGCGUUUUUACGACCGCAACGACAUUGAAAAAGAAGGCAUAAAAUAUUUGAAGCUUCAGUGUAAAGGCCAUGGAGAAUGCCCUUCAAAAGAGACAACUUCAUUGUUCAUUAGGCUCUGUGAAGAUUUCGUCGAGAAGAAUCCCACAGAAUUAAUAGGUGUUCACUGCACGCAUGGCUUCAACCGGACAGGCUUUCUGAUGUGUGCAUACCUGGUGGAGAAGAUGGACUGGAGCAUCGAGGCAGCUGUGGCUGCGUUCUCCCAGGCCCGGGCCCCGGGGAUCUACAAGGGAGAGUACCUCAAAGAGCUUUUCCGUCGCUAUGGCGACGAAGAGGAUGCGCCCCCUGCCCCUGAGCUCCCCGAGUGGUGCUUCGACGACGACGACGAUGGGGAUGUGGAUGACGACGGUAACGCGGUUGGCCAGGAGUCGGGCCCCAGCUCCUCUGGGUCAGCGCCUGGCAAACGAAAGAAGGAGAAGCUAAAACUGGGUGCAGUAUUCCUUGAAGGCAUCACUGUAAAAGGAGUCACACAAGUCACCACACAACCCAAACUAGGAGAGAUCCAAAGAAUGUGUCAGCGGAUGGCCGAGUGGGACAAGUCUGGGUUUCCUGGUGCUCAGCCUGUGUCCAUGGACAGGCAAAACCUUCGUUUCCUGGAACAGAAUCCAUACAAAGUCAGCUGGAAGGCUGAUGGCACAAGGUACAUGAUGUUGAUCAACGGGAAAAAUGAAGUAUUCAUGAUCGACAGGGACAACACGAUCUUCCACAUAGCAAACCUAGAGUUUCCUUUUCGGAAGGAUCCACGUGUUCACCUAUCAAAUACUCUAUUGGACGGGGAGAUGAUCAUCGACAAGGUGAAUGGUCAGCCCGUCCCCCGCUAUUUGAUAUACGACAUCAUCAAAUUCAAUGGACAGCCUGUUGGCCAGUGUGAUUUCGGUAUCCGGCUGUUAUGCAUGGAAAAGGAGAUCAUUUCUCCCCGGAUGGAAAAGAUGAAGACUGGACAGAUUGACAAAACCAAGGAGCCCUUCAGUGUCCGAAAUAAACCCUUCUUUGACAUCCAUGCAGCACGCAAGCUACUGGAAGGCAGCUUCACGUCCCAGGUCAGCCAUGAAGUUGACGGGCUUAUCUUCCAGCCAUGCGGGAGAUACAAGGCUGGGAGGUGUGAUGACAUCCUCAAGUGGAAGCCCCCCAAUCUCAACUCUGUGGACUUUCGCCUCAAGAUCACCAAAGUCGGGGGAGAAGGGCUGCUUCCACAGACUGUCGGCUUGCUCUACGUCGGCAGCUAUGACAGGCCCUUUGCAAAGAUGAAGGUGAGAAAACUUCCUUACAUCCUCCUGCGUUUGUUGUUUCUCUCCCCAGCUGUGUGUAAAAGCAUCCAGGAGCCCGUCACGAAGGAAAUCCUCUUGGAGUACGUGGACCGGUGUGCUCAAGGAGUCCAAGCCCAGAACCGGAAACACCCACCAGACCCAGACUCUGAGCUAAUGCCCCCUCCUCCUCCAAAGAGACCCAACCGGGCCAUCCCAUAGCCCACAGCUGGGCUCUCCGGACUGCUCUACAGUCACAGUGUACAUCUACAUCACCAGCCACAUCAACCCCCCUACAGAAAACGGACAUUUCAAGGCUUUCUUACCCUCAGCACACUUGCUUUAUCAGGCUGUACAUGUAAAGACUCCAGAAACCUUUGAUUGACUGCCUCAACGUCAUAAAUUUACCUUGUAGACUUAUUUGUAGCUUUAAUUGCUGGUGUUCUUAUUAAAAUUAAAAACAUGAUGCUUAGUUUUUUUUCCUAUUUAUCUUUUUUAAAGUCUGAGCUAUUUAUCAACAGGGACAUUGUUAUGGCUACAAAAUAACACCAGACAAUGCAGACCUUGUUUAUGUUUUGUCAACUAGUUCCUUAUUUGUAUUGAAAGAGGAGUAAACAUCAUCAACACUCA
Molecule: messenger RNA, 2535 nt
Organism: Perca fluviatilis (European perch)
Lineage: Eukaryota; Metazoa; Chordata; Actinopteri; Perciformes; Percidae
Gene: rngtt
Product: RNA guanylyltransferase and 5'-phosphatase
Exons: 15
Coding region: 394-2127 (577 amino acids)
Biological process (GO): 7-methylguanosine mRNA capping; protein dephosphorylation
Molecular function (GO): mRNA 5'-triphosphate monophosphatase activity; protein tyrosine/serine/threonine phosphatase activity; ATP binding
Source: RefSeq, a predicted model, not a curated record